This is a messenger RNA of Dendronephthya gigantea, 1208 nucleotides long. Its product is annotated as T-cell-specific guanine nucleotide triphosphate-binding protein 1-like. Gene Ontology annotation, molecular function: GTPase activity; GTP binding. The transcript is spliced from 3 exons. The record is from RefSeq and is a predicted model, not a curated record. Gene Ontology annotation, cellular component: membrane. Lineage: Eukaryota; Metazoa; Cnidaria; Anthozoa; Malacalcyonacea; Nephtheidae. Bases 23 to 1129 code for a protein of 368 amino acids.
UUAUACAACGCUCAAGUUCGUUAUGAGCUUAUUUGAAGGGCAACCUGAACCUCUUCCCGAUGAGAUUGGCGUUGUUAAAGCGCAAUAUUUAAUAAAAGAAAAUAUCAAGAAAUGGCGAGAGAAAGAAAUUAAAAUUGGCAUCACAGGAACGUUUGGCGUCGGGAAAUCGAGCCUUAUUAACGGUCUUAGAGGGCUUGAUGACGAUGACGAGCGGGCUGCAAAAACGGGAGUUGUUGAGACAACAUCAGAAGCUGGCUUUUAUCCUUACCCUGACAAUCCAAAAAUCACACUCGUGGAAAUACCAAAAACCACCUCAGCAACCUAUUCAGGCAUCCUUAAGUUGUGUGAUAUGUUUUUGAUUUUAAGUGCUACAAGAUUCAGAAUAGAAGAACACCAGGCAGCGCAAGAAAUCAAGUCAAUGGGAAAAUCUUUCCUCCUUGUGCGCACGAAAUUGGACUUGGAUGAAGAGAACGAAACAAAGCGGAAAAGACGCAAGAUUGAGGACGUAGUAAAAGGUAUUCUGGACAAUUGUCUGGAAAAUUUAAAAGAUCUUAACAUUGGUGAAGGCGAGAUUUUUCUUGUGAGCAACCAUGACAAAGAUAAAUGGGAUUUUUACCGCCUCACUGAAACUAUCCUGAACAUGUUGCCUACUCAGCAGAAAGAGGCGUUAAUUCGACCAGUGGUGGAGAAAUCAAAAGAUUUCGUGAAUAAGAAAGUUGAAGUUUGGCGAGAUCAGCUAUGCAGCUGGAGUCUCUUUAUGUAUAUCCUGCUCCCACUUGAUAUCUUGACAUUGGGUUUUUUAUCGCAUCUAACCAGCACAUACCUAAUUAAGAUGAAAACCAAAUCUUACCUAUCUCAGCUCGACCUCCCGAAGGAAGGUUCCAAAGAGUUUAAUGCUAUGAGGCAAGGAUAUAAAGAAAGAUUGAAAAGUCUGUAUCCGAAAUACGAAAUCGACUUUUUCGCAAGGUACUUCCGGCGCAUUUCUCAUCCUGUUCAAAUAAUUCUUACUGCGAAGAAUACGAGGGCUCAUCUUAACGAUGUGUUGACUGAGAUGAAAUUUCUUUCCAUGGAUCUAAUAAAGGAAUCAGCUGCUAUGGCAAUUAAAGCAACCUAUUACAUAAGAAAGUAAACUGUAGUAAGCUGACAAAAUGUUAUAACAAAGUAACCACCAAAGUUAUAUAGCAAACUUCGUCAAGAAAACAGUAUAA